This is a messenger RNA of Solanum tuberosum (potato), 636 nucleotides long. RefSeq lists its product as uncharacterized. The record is from RefSeq and is a predicted model, not a curated record. NCBI's taxonomy places the organism in Eukaryota, Viridiplantae, Streptophyta, Magnoliopsida, Solanales, Solanaceae. The coding region runs from base 85 to 636 and encodes 183 amino acids. Gene Ontology annotation, molecular function: zinc ion binding. The transcript has 3 exons.
AUUUUAGAACCCUAAUCCCCAAUUCUCUCUUCUUUCUCUAAAUAUCCAACGUUUCUCUCUUCUAAAUCAGUUGUGUUUUAUCAAAUGUCGCAAAGUUCAGUGAAUAUCGAGGAAGUCGAUGUAUGUAAGUGUGGUUAUUAUUGUCGACUGAAAACUUCGAGGACUCCAUUGAACCCAGGUCGUCGAUUUUUUGGAUGCAAAGCAUCAAAGGAAAAUGGUGGAUGUGGCUAUUUUAGAUGGAUUGAUCCGUCACUUGAAAAUGUUGAUGAAUCAUCCUUAAUGAAUAGAUUCAUAGAUGGUCAUAAUCCGAUUGAUCGACUAAAGAGAAAAGUGAAAGAGCUUGAAGAAGAAAGGGAUUCUUUGAAAUUUCAAUUGAAUGAAAAUGAAGAGAAGAUGAUGGUAUUGAACAAGAAGCUCAAGGAAGUUAAACUCCAAAGGGAUUGGGAAAAUGUCAAAUUUAACCGAGUUGUGAUUGUUUUUCUUUGUCUGCUAACUAUAAAAUGGUUCUUUAAUAUUGUGCCACGAGGUUUAAAGCCAAUGUCUAUAUUGGUUGGUGAAGCACUCUUCAAUUUUGUUGGCCCAUGUAGAAUCUUCUCACUUGAUGUACCAGGCUGUAAUAUAAGAAAGAAAAUGUAA